This is a messenger RNA of Phytophthora megakarya, 2448 nucleotides long. The record is from the annotation of a GenBank genome assembly. Lineage: Eukaryota; Oomycota; Peronosporomycetes; Peronosporales; Peronosporaceae.
AUGGUAAUAUAUAUCAUCGUCGUCCUCGGCAUCCUGUGGGGUGGUCGCUGUUGCUCCUUCCGCCAGCGGAUCCCGUGGUUUGAGGCCCUCGGUCGGGUGGAUCGAGGAUUUGACAUCGAAGACUUCGCCGGGAUCGAGUUUGAUCUGGCCGAUCGCGUUGAGAUCCCGGAAAGUGCCCACGCGAUUUCGAAAAAAGUCGCAGGCCUGAUCAAGGGCCUCCUGGCCGCCGAGAUCAUCCGACCCUCGACAUCGCCACGGGCCUCACCGAUUGUGAUUGUUCGCAAGAGUAACGGCGUGGAUACCAGGCUGUGCAUCGACUACAAGCUGGUAAACAACCUCACGAGGUUGAUGGUCUAUCCUAUGCCUCUGAUCAGCGAUUUGCUAGAUAAUCUUGAUAAAGCACUAUGGUACUGCUUACUGGGUAUGACCAGUGGCUUCUGGGUCGUGCCGAUGACGGAUCGGGCUCGUGAGAUCUCAGCAUUUAUCACUUCGUUUGGCCUAUUCGAGGGGAGCCGUAUGCUCUUUGGACUGAAAAAUGUCCCCCAGAUCUAUCAACGCCUCGUAGACAACGCGCUAUCAUACAUUGAUGACAUCACGAUCGCAGCGGAAUCGUGGGAUCAAAUGUGCCAAAGGUUGGAAGAUCUGUUGGAGGCUUGUGAUAAGUGGAAUUUAUCGAUCCGUGUGACCAAGAGCUUCUGGGGCAUGGAUAAGGUAGGAUACUUGGGACAUCGAGUGUCGAUCGGAGGUCUGGAGGCGAAUCCAAAAGAUCUGAAAUCCCUGACCGACCUAUCAUUCCCCGGAUCACUUCGAUCUAUGCAGUCGUUCCUGGAUAGUUUGAAUUACUACAGCCGAUUCAUUGAAGACUACGCUAUCUACGCUUCGAUACUAUACGAAUUGCGCGAAGUUGAGUUUGCAGAACUGGAGAAACGAUCGGAUCUGAGGAAUAUCAUGGAUCAGAACGACCCGAUUGCUCGAGAUCACGGUCCACCGGAACUGCCGUUGGCGGAAUCAGUAGACGAGAGUUUUGACGGAUUCGCUCGAGUUAAGCGUGGCGGAGGCACGUUCAUCGCGAUCGUGUGGAGCCUGCCCGGAUGGGAGGUGGUCAAAGCUAGAUCGGGCUAUCUCGAGAGCCUCGCUGUGAAUGAAGCCAAAUAUAACGGCCUGAUCCUGGGACUCGAAAUGCUAGAGAACCUAGAUCACAAACGCCUAGUGGUCUACGGUGAUUCCAACUUUGUGAUCCGACAACGGAAGGCCCUCGAUCGCCUGCGGAAAUGGAGCGAUCACGAACUGGUGCAUGUGAAGAGAGACUGGAAUCGGAGCACCGACAGUCUGGCGAGUGCCGUUUUGCAACGACAAGGCGGGACCGAGGUCCAGAAAGGUCCCGGGUACCAGGAUCUGGUCACUUUCAACCGGUUGGACGAGAUCUUGAUUCCCAGGAUCGAGAAACCAGUGGUGCGAGUUGCAGCGGUUACCACCCGAGGUUCACAAGAGGAGGAAGUCUGGAUCGCAGGCAUGAAGAAGUAUCUGAGUGGCGCGAUCACAGACCUCACUCAAGCAGAAGCAAGGUCGUACGGCAAGAUCGCGGCCGAUUACGAGGUGGACGAGCAGGAUCUACUCUUUUACUGCCUUCCCACGCCGAGAUCGGGGGAUGAUCGUGACCGAUUGCUGAGACUGGUGGUCCCCGAAACGCUGCAAUCGGACGUCUUACACCACUAUCACACCACGUUGGAAGGAGGACAUCAGGGACGAUAUGUGGGGGAAUGCGUGGGCUGUGAAACGGGAAAAGGAAAACCCGUGAUCCGAGGUGAAUCAUCAGGGAACUUGCAGGCGACAUUCCCGUUCCAGAUCAUUGCGAUUGAUCACAUACCUUCGCUACCCAGAUCCCACAAGGGGAAUACAGAGCUAUUGAUCUGGGUCGAUCUGUUCACAGAAUACGUGAUCGCGACAGCUAGCUCGUCCCGAUCGGCCCAGACGGUCGCGGAAUCAACGAGGCUGGACUUAGGGUUUGGCUAUCUAGACCGGGUGAGGGAAGGAUACGCGCGGAAAUUGGCUCACCUGUGGCAUGGGCCUUUCCGUGUCGCCAACAACAUCAACGAAUUCCGCAUCAAGCUCGAGAUCGCUGGUACGGGGUACCAGAUCUUCCCGGUAAUUCACGUGUCGAAGCUGAAAUUGGUCAAGGACUUCCCGGAUCGGCCGCGAGUUGAACUCACUGUAAACGAAUCGGAUCGCUUCGACUUCGAUGAGAUCGUGCUCCCGGAGGAUGGCUGGGUCCCAGAUCUCGGGGCCGAUGAGUACGAAGUCGAGCGGAUUUCGGAUGUGCGGAGAUAUGACGAUCCGACCUGGGUCGACGAAGCCGAUCUCAACUUGGGGGCAAUGCUGAACGCCUUCCUGCGAGAACGAGCUAAUCGAAACCGCUUCAAUGUGAUGCAGUCUCAUGAGGAGAUGUAA